AUGGCGAGGAUUCUGACGCUGGAGGAUCAGCUCGGGGGAGUGAGACCGAGGGCUCUUCCGCAUCCGGAGCCAGCAAGGGGAGCAAGAGGACAGCCCCUUGAUUCGAUCACUUCUAGGGUAGAAUGCUUUAUAUUCCCCGUGGUGCUAUGUUUUGGCACUCUCAACGAUGAUGUUUACAUGUCUCAACCACCGGGAUUCAUUGAUCGUGACAAGCCCUCCUUUGUUUGCAAGCUUCAAAAAGCUAUAUAUGGACUCAAACAAGCACCGAGAGCAUGGUACAAAGAGCUUUGUUCUUUCUUUCUCGCAACUGGCUUCAUCAAUGCUCUCUCGGACACUAGCCUCUUCAUCCUUCUUCACGGUGACACCUCCAUCUAUUUGCUUGUUUAUGUUGACGAUAUCAUCAUCACCAGAAAUCAACCAACGGCGAUUCGAAAAUACAUUGACAUGCUUGCAUCGAGAUUCUCCUUGAAAGAUCUUGGCAAUCUUUCUUACUUUAUUGGCGUAGAAGUUACUAAAACAAAGACGGGCAUUCUUCUAACUCAAGAACGCUAUAUUACGGACCUCCUUACUCGGCAUAUGAUGCAAGAUGUCAAGCCAGUUUCAACACCCAUGUCUUCGACCGCGAAACUGUCCCUCCACUCCGAAUCAAAACUUGAUGAUGCAACCCGAUACCGAAAAGUUAUUGGUAGCCUACAGUAUCUCAUGCUCACUCGCUCGGACAUUGUUUACUCGGUGAAUAAGCUCUCUCGCUACAUGCAUUGUCCGACAACCGAGCAUUGGCAAGCCGCGAAACGGAUUCUCCGCUAUCUUGGGGGUACUCGGUCGCAUGGCAUUCAUUACUCCCGCAAUAACGUUUCCUCUUUACAUGCUUAUUCGGAUGCGGAUUGGGGUGGUGAUCGCGAUGAUUUUAGCUCAACCGGCGGCUAUAUUGUCUACCUAGGCAGCCAUCCUAUUUUAUGGUCAUCGAAGAAGCAAAAAUUUGCGGUCAAAUCUUCAACGGAAGCCGAGUAUAAGUCGGUUUCCUCAACGGCUUCCGAGGUCCAAUGGGUAACGCUCUUCUAUCCGAGCUUAGAGUCUCUAUUCUAUCUAUUCCGGUGA
This is a messenger RNA of Tarenaya hassleriana, 1098 nucleotides long. RefSeq lists its product as uncharacterized. The record is from RefSeq and is a predicted model, not a curated record. The transcript is spliced from 2 exons. Lineage: Eukaryota; Viridiplantae; Streptophyta; Magnoliopsida; Brassicales; Cleomaceae. Bases 1 to 1098 code for a protein of 365 amino acids.